Penaeus monodon (black tiger shrimp) is the source of this 1397-nucleotide messenger RNA. Its product is annotated as EGF-like repeat and discoidin I-like domain-containing protein 3. NCBI's taxonomy places the organism in Eukaryota, Metazoa, Arthropoda, Malacostraca, Decapoda, Penaeidae. The record is from RefSeq and is a predicted model, not a curated record. The transcript is spliced from 8 exons.
UGCAAGGUGAGUCUCCUGCUGUCCCCGCAAACGCCUCCUUCACCUCCUCGACGCCCAUCCUUUUCCGAGAGGAGGGCGACGAGGGCGUGCGGGGGGAGGAGGAAGGGGAACAACAAGAAGCGAGGGACGGGUUGGAUAAGGAAAUCGAAGAGGAGAUAGAAAGAAUAGAAAGCGAAGAUCACGAUAACGGAGGACAUGGAGACGCGGACGUGGACGUCGAGGAGAUGAUCACGUACACUGGCGACGUCCAAGACGACUCGCCCCUCUUGUUAGACGAGGACUUCCUUCCUCCGGUGACGAGCCUGGACGAGGAGAGGCCCGAGACUCCCAUGCCCGAAGGCUGCUCCUCGCCCUUGGGCCUGACGACGGGCGAGGUCCUGGACUGGCAGAUCUCGGCCUCGUCGUCGUACCCUUCGUCGUGGGACCCCGGAUGCCACAUCAAGUACGCGCGCCUCCACCAGCCCAACGGGAGGGCCUGGUGCGCGGGGAGGAAGGCGGCGGGGGCCUGACUGGGUGCCGUGACGGGCCUCCUGACGCAGGGGAAGGCUGACGACGAGGAGUGGGUCACGUCCUUCGAGCUCUCCUACUCCCUGGACGCCUACCACUGGCACUACGCGAAGGACAUCUACAACAACAAGAAGGUUUUCCAAGCCAACGUCGACUCCCACGAGACUCGCCACAACUACGUGGAGCCGCCUGUCGUGGGUCGCUUCGUCAGGCUACACGUGCUGGACUGGCACACGCACCCGUCCCUGCGGCUGGAGCUGCUCGGAUGCCAGGAGUGCAAGCCCAUUAUCAGCGAAGGUUCCCACGUGCAGCUGUCGGCGAGCUCGUACAUGCCCUGGCGCCGUCGGAAGUCCUGCCAACCGAAGGACGCCGCCCUCCACUCCCACAGAGCUUGGUGCGCCCGCAGGAACAACGAGCACCAGUGGCUGCAGUGGGACCUGGGGCCGCCCCACCUCGUCACGGGGGUGAUCACGCGCGGCAGAGGGGACAAGGGGCGGAAACACUGGGUCCAAGCGUACACCCUCACCUACUCCAACGACUCCAAGGUGUGGUUCACCUACAAGGACGGCAACCAUUUGGAUACCAAGGUAUUCGGAGGCAACCUCGACAAGCACACGGAGAGGAGACACUACCUCAACACGCCCUUCAAAGCUCGCUACAUUCGCCUCCACCCACGGCGCUGGCACAGGGCGAUAGCGGUGCGGGCGGCCCUGUUAGGGUGCCCGCAUAAGGGGGACUGUGGCCCGGGAUUCUUCAGGGUGACGCCGGAUACCAGUUGUAAUAAACAAGGGGAUGAUCUUCAGUGGUUGUUAUUGCCUCGACAAGCUGCGUCCCCUGCAACAGAUGUUCAAACAAGACAAGGGAACUUUUUCAAUGUUGGAAGGCUAUAA